CAAAGCACGACACCAACGACUGACACUGCGCACGCGUAUUGUCGAAUAGCUAUUCCCAGCACGCAAUUCGCACACUUUGUCAGCACGCACACAGUCAUUGGACAAUUGAGAUUAGUAACACAGGCUUGGCCUCGGGAAUAGAGCUAUGGCAUCAUCGCCACAGAGAUGCCGAAUGAGGGGAAGCCCCGACGGAUGAAGGGCGACUUGACGUCGCAAUGGUAUGAAGCAUUUCUAAUCGCAUAUGCGUAUAUAACAGCAUCGAAGCUGUCCUUGAUCUCAACUCAUACCCAAACAACUUACCAUACAGCCACUGAUCCAGCAACUACCAUUACCACUCUCGAUCCAAAUCUAGCGAACCUUCGAUCAUACAAUUCUCAUUUCGACUGCGAACACUUCUAGUAUAUCAGUCACCAAAAUGACGACCACCGCCUCCCUUCCUACGCCCGCACACCAACUCUCCAACCCUACGCCUACCUCCAGCGACACAACCUCUUCCGACGUCAACUACCAAGGCCUACCCAUCCCCCGCGGCCCCGUCAUAGCAUCUCUAUCCUUCUACAAGGCCCCCGAAGACGGCUCACCACCCCACAACUACGUCGAGCCGCUCCCAGGCGUACCGCAGCGAAACUGGGGAGAUGACUGGACCAAAGUCCAACUCAACGACCUACGAGGUCAGGAGCAGAACUUCACACUAGACAACAACGCCUUCGACACAUACCAAAACAUCAAGAGUGGACUGGACAGAGACGGUUUCGCAGACGACGACGCGAUAAAACGAGUCUAUUACCCAGAAGUGGAAGAUCUGCUCAUGAAGAACGUGCAAGGCGCGCAAAGAGUCAUCCUCUUCGACCACACGAUCCGCCGACCGACCGGCAACCGCAAUCCCGUCCAGCGCGUACACAUCGAUCAAACACCUUUUUCGGCCGCCGAACGAGUGAAACUCCAUCUUCCCGACGAAGCCGAACAAUUACUACAGGGACGAUACCGCAUCAUAAAUGUCUGGCGUCCACUCAAUGGACCUGUCAUGGGUAGUCCGCUUGCGGUCGCUGAUAGCCAGACUGUGCGCGAUGGCGAUUUGAUUCCUAUUGAGCAUCGCUACCCCGAUCGCAACGGGCAGACGGCGGCUGUGGCGUACAACCCGGGGCAGAAGUGGUACUAUUGGUCUGGCAUGACGAAUGAGGACCGUCUGUUGCUCAAGUGCUUUGAUAGCGAUGAGAAUGUAGGUCAGUGGGGGCGUGUGCCACACACGGCUUUUGUAGAUCCAAGAACACCAGAGGGUGCGGUUGGUAGGGAGAGCAUUGAGGUUCGAGCGCUGGUCUUUGGUUGAGCUUAUGCCUAGUCGUCUGUAUUCAUAAGCCUUCUUAUUCCUAAUUAGUAUACUACCUGUUGUAAAUUAGUUUUAACGUUAUCCUUCGCAAUAGUACAUCUCACAUGCCUAUACUCUCUUCCACAUUCUAUGUCUCUGGAGUGACG
This is a messenger RNA of Alternaria rosae, 1473 nucleotides long. RefSeq lists its product as uncharacterized. NCBI's taxonomy places the organism in Eukaryota, Fungi, Ascomycota, Dothideomycetes, Pleosporales, Pleosporaceae. Bases 416 to 1327 code for a protein of 303 amino acids. Gene Ontology annotation, molecular function: oxidoreductase activity. The transcript has a single exon. The record is from RefSeq and is a predicted model, not a curated record.